This is a messenger RNA of Geodia barretti, 1233 nucleotides long. The record is from the annotation of a GenBank genome assembly. Lineage: Eukaryota; Metazoa; Porifera; Demospongiae; Tetractinellida; Geodiidae.
AUGGUCUCCAGUAGCCUUCAAUCGAAGAUUUUCCGUCGUUUUUUCAAUGCCAGGUGGCUAAACUACAUUCAUAGCACACGUAGAUGCUAUGCUAUAGCUGCAGAGGAGUCGCUGGCCGUCCAGGUAGCCGGCCGGGACUUUGUUCGCGACUCCAUGACCAAUGUGACUCCCACCGUCCUGAGUCGUGUGGGACGAAACCUCCACCAGAUUCCCCAGCACCCUCUCAACAUCAUCAAGCAGCGUAUCGUGGCCCACUUCCAGAGAAGCUACGCAGCUCCCACGGGGACUCCUAUCUUUGCCCACUUCGACGACUUGAGUCCAGUAGUCACCACGGAACAGAACUUCGACAGUCUCCUGGUUCCAACGGACCACGCCUCGCGGAGCCGCAGUGAUAACUACUACGUCAACGCUCCCAUGUACUGCGGGCACACACCUCUGCUCACCAGCGAGAUCUCAUGGAAGGGGUUCGACUCUUUCAACAGACACGAGCUUUUCUCGGGGUGCGAGAAGCCGGAGCAGCUGGGUCUGUUUGAGCGAGAGCCAAGUCUUGCAGUAGAGACAUGUGACAAACAAGCCGUCCACACAAUGGACUCUGUGAAACUCACCGAACUGAGCCUCAAACAGACUCUGACAGAGCUCGUGGGGGAGCUGUUUGGGCCGGAGACCCAAAUGAGGUGGACGCCCGAUUACUUUCCCUUCACUCACCCGUCGUACCAACUGGAGGUGGAGUAUGGUGGGGAGUGGCUGGAAGUCCUGGGCUCAGGGGUAAUGCAGCAAGCCAUCCUAGAUGGUAGCGGUGCCGGGGACAAGAUAGGUUGGGCGUUUGGCCUUGGGCUGGACCGUCUUGCAAUGCUCCUCUUCGCAAUCCCCGAUAUCCGUCUCUUUUGGAGUACAGACCCACGUUUCCUCGAGCAAUUCCGCUCAGUAACUCUUGAUCCUGCCACCGACAUUUCUUUCAAGCCCUUCAGCAAAUAUCCCUCGUGCUACAAAGACGUAGCGUUCUGGCUACCGGAGAACGCAGGCGACUACGUAGAGAACGAUUUUUUCGAGUUGGUUCGUUCGAUUGGAGGUGACCUUGUUGAGAAAGUUGAGCUAAUGGACAGGUUCUGUCACCCAGUGUCGAGUAGGGUUAGCCACAUGUACCGCAUCGUGUACUGCUCCAUGGAGAGGACCCUGACCAACGAGGAGGUUAACGACCUCCAGGACACUCUGCGGGAGGGCUGUCUCAAGUAA